This is a messenger RNA of Struthio camelus australis, 1510 nucleotides long. The record is from RefSeq and is a predicted model, not a curated record. NCBI's taxonomy places the organism in Eukaryota, Metazoa, Chordata, Aves, Struthioniformes, Struthionidae.
UGUCAUUCCUGCGACUAUCAAAUGAAACUCCUUUAGAGCGCACAAAUUCGUAUGAUUUUGUUUAGUAUGCAACCUUGCUCCUCGCUAGAGAAGAGACUGUUCUUGCUCUCUGUGGUGGCCGAAGAGGCUUUCUUCUCCGUUUGAAACUUCAUGCUACACAGCAGUGUCUUGAGACCAGCAAUCCCAUUUCUCUGUAGGCAUAUGUGCUGGUCUUUAUCAUGAUUUUAAUCCUAGGUUGCGUAAAUGCAAGUUUAGUAUCCAGAGCUCAACCACAAAAGAGAAGUAGAAGGUAGGUGCAACGAGGCACUUGUUUAUCCUCCGUAUUGAAGGCUUCCUCUUGUGGAGGAAGAAAAUAAUGCCUCUGCUUACUAGCCAAUUUCCAGAAAGUGGCUUUUGCAAUAUUCAGGUCACGUAGUGCUGCACAUCUCAAAUUCAGCCAGCAGCUGCACAUGCAGAAGAGCAGAUUAGAACAGGCAGCUUCCCUGUAAGCAUCCACGUUGGUAAUUUGAAAGUAUCUGUCUAAUUAGUUUUAUAUUAAUCUUAGCCGCAUGCUGUUUUUAAUUAUAUUAGAAAAUAACUGUUUCCGCUUUCAGAGAUACCCUGUAUGGAAAGGCUUGCUUUGGUGGUGCAGCUGACCCUGCCUAAUGCUCACCUGAAUUUUUUCCAGGCUGUGGUAAGAGCAUGAGAGUCUCGAAGGAAUUAUCUCGAAGCCACAGAGGUCUGAGACGUGAGUAGCAAAUGGAACCUGUGGAAAAUAGAGAGUAUGCACGUGAGGGCGAUACCUGCGUUGUGACGUGUCACAGUUUGGAAACGGAAGCUAAAAGAGACGGGGCUCCAGAGCCUGAAAAGGUUCAGGGUGUUUUUUCUUCUGUAUGUACACAUUUUGUCCUAGGUAUGGUUGGUGACUGUUACAUGCUGACACUUUGUCAUCUUUUUCCUUUUUCGUUUCUUAGAAUUCUGCUGCUGCAUAUGUUCAACGAGAGAUGCUCUCUGCGAGGGCUCCGCUGCAGCAUCUCGACUCGGGGAAGCGGCUCGUGGAGCGCGGUGCCCAGCCCGGGGACCCAAGAGGAAGGAAGUCAGGCGAGUUGUGAAACUUGGACUGAGAAGCAGAACCUGCCGACGGGGCGGCGUAAAGACGUCACUCAGGUUUCAGCAACUUCCAGCAUGCAGCUGGACCUCAGCUUGUGGGUGAGGAAGGAGCUGCCUCGGAGAGCACCAGCCCAGACCAAGUCAACUUUCACACCUACAGUGAACAUCAGGGCUGUGGUAACACUGAAGAAGGUUGCCGCUGUAAUCUUUUCCGGAAGAGCAAAGUGGGGAGAAGAGCAAGGACUGCGUUUGAGAGAACCUUCCUUCUUUUGAAACAUGCUUCGUUAAAGUGAGCGUCAUUGAGAAGCAGAUGAAACGUUCCCCCUGCUGCUGGUUUGAUUCAUUCUUUCUGAUAAGAAGGACGAAGACUGUGCCUAACAGAGCCAAACUUUUAGAAAAAGUCUUUGAAGCAAUACACUUC